Bursaphelenchus xylophilus (pine wood nematode) is the source of this 1539-nucleotide messenger RNA. The record is from the annotation of a GenBank genome assembly. Lineage: Eukaryota; Metazoa; Nematoda; Chromadorea; Rhabditida; Aphelenchoididae.
AUGUUGAGGAUUCCUCGAAUAGCAGCAGUUUAUCGAAUAAUCCCUCGAAAUCACUCGAAGGUCUUGGUUUCGGUUCGAUGCAUCUCGGUCGGAGACGUCUUCGGCAAGGUUGAUGUCUCGGUAAGUCUUCGAAUUUGUGUUUUCGCCUUUUUAGAUUCAUGAUGCUUGGCCGCUUUUUUCUAGGCCUUGAAUUUUUGUCAGUUAUACGAUAUCUGCGCCAUGUGUAAUAUAAUUGUUUGCAGAAAAUCGCAGAUCUCCCACCGAUCCCAACUCCACCUCCUCCAAGGCCCUCGCUGACGGAGCUUCUUGAGGCCAAACAGAGUAUUCUCAACGAAUUAGGGUUGUUUACAUGGUAUACACCUUCAAGUUACUUCCGAUAUGCUCUUGAGUUUAUGCACAAUAAUCUGGAGAUUCCAUGGUGGGCAACGUUGAUGCUGAGUGAGUAAACAGCGUGUUAUCUCUUUUUGUUCAAGUUUUUAGGUUUUAAAUCAGCUAAUUUUUACUUUUCUAGCAACGCUGGCCUUGAGGUUGAUCUUGGUGAAGGUAGUGGUGUUAUCGCAGAAAAAUGUUGCCAUUCAAAGUCAUUAUCGCAAGGAGAUGGGAGAAUUCCAAGAAAGGCUACAGCAAGCAAAGGCCGAAGCCAACAAUUUGCUUAGUAAGUGUUUUACAAGUAUUUCUUUGGAAUUUUAGGCAUUAUCAUGAACAAUAUCGAUUGAAUCGCAAUUCUUACUGCUUUGAUUUCAAUCAGAAAAAUUUGAAUAACAAGUAUAUGUUCCAGUGCAACAAGUAAUGGUUGAGCAGCGCGAUUUCCUUCGCUCGAAAGACAUCAAAAUCGGUCGGCAAAUGAUGAUCCUUUUGGCCAAUGGAGCUGUUUUCAUGACCCAAUUCUUUGCUGUCCGAAAGAUGGCCAAUACUCCAUAUCCCGGAUUCAAUACUGGUGGGACUCUUUGGUUCCCAGAUUUGACCAUCCCUGACCCAUAUUACGCUCUCCCCAUCAUCUCGGCUCUUUCGAUGGCCGCCGUCCUCAAAGUCGGUAUUGAAUCUGGUCAAACCUCGGAUCAAAUGGGCCCAGCAAUGAAGUAUGGAAUGCAAUAUGGUCUCCCAUUAGUAGUACUUGUAUCCAGCUCUCAAUUCCCGGCUGCUUUGUGUGUUUAUUGGUGCACCUCCAACGUGAUUUCGUUGGCCUACGCGGGAUUGUUCAGAUUACAGCCCGUCCGGAAUUUCUUUAACAUCCCAAAGUUCAUUCCCGUCCCGAAAAACAGUCAGAAAGGGAUCAAGAACGUCUGGAAGGACUAUCGAUGUAAGGAUUUUGGUUUUUUUGGAAGCUUCCUAUCAUGUGUAAUAUAAAAACUAUUACAUAUUUCAUCUAUUAGCAUUCCUAUGCAAGAUUUGUUACUUUCUGACGAGUUAAGCUCUAUUCACUUCAUUUCAGCGGCGAAAGCAGCACCGCCAAGCCUGGAAGACCUCCGAAAGAAGGACCAACUCCAAUUCAAACGUGCCGGACGUGCUCAACCUGUCGAAAAGGUGGAAAAUCAGUAG